Glarea lozoyensis ATCC 20868 is the source of this 600-nucleotide messenger RNA. Its product is annotated as Metallo-dependent phosphatase. Gene Ontology annotation, biological process: retrograde transport, endosome to Golgi; intracellular protein transport. The record is from RefSeq and is a predicted model, not a curated record. Lineage: Eukaryota; Fungi; Ascomycota; Leotiomycetes; Helotiales; Helotiaceae. Gene Ontology annotation, cellular component: endosome; retromer complex. The transcript has 3 exons. The coding region runs from base 1 to 600 and encodes 199 amino acids.
AUGACAUCCCGCCUGGUCCUCGUAAUUGGGGAUCUCCAUAUUCCAGACCGAGCAAUAGACAUACCAUUAAAGUUCAGAAAACUCCUAACACCCGGUAAAAUCGGACAAACGCUCUGUCUAGGAAACCUCACAGACAAACCUACAUACGACUACCUCCGCUCCAUAUCCCCCGACCUAAAGAUCGUGAAAGGAAGGUUCGACGCCGACGCCACAUCCUUACCACUCGCGCAAACGGUAACGCAUGGGUCGCUAAAAAUAGGGUUCUUGGAGGGGUUUAGCAUGGUGGCUCCGAUGGAGAUGGAUCUGAUGCUGGCGGAAGCGAAUAAGAUGGAUGUGGAUGUGUUGUGUUGGGGCGGAACGCAUAGAUUUGAUGCGUUUGAGUAUGAGAAUAAGUUUUUUGUGAAUCCGGGGAGUGCGACGGGAGCGUUUACUACGGGGUGGGUGGGGGAUGGAGAGGAGAUGGUUCCGAGUUUUUGUUUGAUGGAUGUUCAGGGUUUGGGUUUAACGCUUUAUGUCUACCAGUUACGGAAGGAUGCGAAUGGCGUUGAGAGUGUCAAUGUGGAGAAGAUUACAUAUACCAAGGUGGUGGGAAGUUCAUGA